Terrapene triunguis (Three-toed box turtle) is the source of this 7673-nucleotide messenger RNA. RefSeq names its product GON-4-like protein. Gene Ontology annotation, biological process: regulation of DNA-templated transcription. Gene Ontology annotation, molecular function: transcription coregulator activity. The record is from RefSeq and is a predicted model, not a curated record. Gene Ontology annotation, cellular component: nucleus. Lineage: Eukaryota; Metazoa; Chordata; Testudines; Emydidae. Bases 78 to 7094 code for a protein of 2338 amino acids. The transcript has 32 exons.
CGGGAAGAUGGACCUGAAGAGUCUGGGCGGCGUGGGGGUUACGGCUUCCCGGGUGGAGCUGGGGGAUUGGUAGCACAAUGUCGCACUCGUUGAAGAUGUUGCCCUGCAAGAAGAGAAGAGCUGUUGCUGUGGGGCCCCAGAGUCCUUCCGUCGACUUGAGCUAUCACAAGGAGUGUGCAGCUCUCCUCUCAGAUGCGGAGUCUGUUAAACUGGAGUCUUCUAAUCCUAGCGGCGCUGAGGAGCUCAGAGACUGUGUGUCAAAGCACUGGCGAGUGAGCAACAUCACAGAUACUCAGCCCGUGUCAGCUGCCGACAAGACUGGUGCACAGCCUGUGUGUUCUGCAAGCACUGCUAUCAUACUGGAUGAGGAUUUGCCCUUUUUGGAAACCACUGAUGGUGGAGCCUCUAAAGGAAACAUAAUCCCAGGAAAAGGGACCUCCCAGGUGUGUAGCCAAAGGGCUUGGAAAGAACCAGUGGAGAAUUUCUUGAGGAGUGGGAAAAGAAUCACAGUGAAACGUAGAUCAGAUCUCAGUCAGGACAGUGGUGAAGGUCAACAGAACACAAAAGAAACUGCGUCGGCAACUGAAUUUCUUGAGCAGGGUAAGGAUCAAGAAUUCACUGAAGAAGGGAAAUCUCCUAAAUUGCCUAUGGGGGUAGAAGUAAUUUUGCAGAGACACCCCCAUCCAUCUGACAACCACUCUCCAAAACAAGUGGCCCAAGUGAAAAGUUCCUUGCUGCUGCCGAUUAAAGCUCCUGCCACGAUCAAGACAUUGAAAAACACCAGAACAGGGGAGCAGCUGCAGCAGACUGAUGAGGAAACUGAGGACGUUGGGCUGUUUAUUCCACUGGAGGAGCAAGAUUUAGAGGAAGGUGAGAGAAGGAAGAAGAGGAGGAAGGCAACCAAACGUAAACGUGAAGAGAGAGGCCAAGAAGAGGAGGCGUCCUUGGCUUGUGACAUCAAACUAGAUGACAUGCUUGAUCGCACCUUAGAAGAUGGAGCGAAACAGCACAACUUGACCGUCGUCAAUGUGCGAAAUAUCCUCCAUGAAGUGAUCACAAAUGAGCAUGUGGUUGCCAUGAUGAAAGCAGCCAUCAGUGAGACAGAAGACAUGCCCAUGUUUGAGCCAAAAAUGACUCGCUCUAAACUGAAGGAAGUUGUGGAAAAAGGAGUGGUAAUCCCUGCAUGGAAUAUUUCUCCAAUUAAGAAGGCUAAUGAGAUCAAGCCUCCUCAGUUUGUGGACAUUCCUCUUGAAGAAGAUGAUUCAUCUGAUGAGGAAUACCAGCCUGAGGAUGAGGAUGAGGAUGAGACUGCUGAAGAGAGCUUGUUGGAAAGUGAUGUGGAGAGCACUGCCUCUUCUCCUCGGGGAGCAAAGCGAUCUAGGACAAGGCAAUCAUCAGAUAUGAUAGAGACAGAUGAAGAGGGAGCAACCCUAUCUGAGGUGGAGAAGGUUUCUACACCCCUUAUUAGGCAUAUUAGUGCUGAAGUGGUUCCCAUGGGACCUCCACCACCACCUAAACCGAAACAGAGCGGGGAUAGCACUUUUAUGGAGAAGCUGCAUGCUGUGGAUGAGGAAUUGGCCUCCAGCCCAGUGUGCAUGGAUUCCUACCAGUCUUUGGAUGAUAGCCUCAUUGCUUUCCGCACCCGAUCAAAGAGACCCUUGAAGGAUGUUCCUCUUGGUCAAUUGGAGGCUGAGCUCCGUGCCCCAGAUAUCACACCAGACAUGUAUGACCCAAAUACUGCAGAUGAUGAAGACUGGAAAAGAUGGCUUGGGGGACUCAUGAAUGAUGAUGUGGAGAGUGAGGAUGAGGCAGAUGAUGAUGAUGACCCUGAGUAUAACUUCCUGGAAGAUCUGGAUGAACCAGACACAGAAGACUUCAGGAAUGAUCGUGCUGUGAGAAUCACCAAGAAAGAAGUAAAUGAACUGAUGGAGGAGCUGUUUGAGACAUUCCAGGAUGAGAUGGGUUUCUCCAACAUGGAGGAUGAAGGCCCAGAGGAUGAGGACACCGUUGCAGAGUCACGGCCGAAUUUUAACACACCACAGGCGCUUAGAUUUGAAGAGCCUCUGGCCAACUUACUCAAUGAACAGCAUCGGACUGUGAAGGAACAGCUUGAACAGCUGAGAAUAAAGAAAUCUUCGACCAAGCAGCCACAGGAGAUGGAGAGGUCUAAACCUCAAAUUGAGAAGCCACUUCAGACCCUAGUUUUGGACAUGGAGCAGAGAAAGAGGCUGCAUCAGCAAAUGCAGCAGCAUGUCCAGCUCCUGACUCAAAUCCACCUUCUUACCAGCUCCAACCCUAGUCUGAGUUCAGAAGCCAGCACCACGAGGAUGUUUCUGACUGAGCUGAGUAACUUUGCUCACAGUUCCAUGCUCCUUCGUCAGCAGUUCCAUCCCAAGUUUCAAACAGUGUUCCAGCCAUGUAACUUGAAGGGAGCGUUGCAGCUCAUUGAAGACUUUCAUGCCCAGGUCAAAGUUGAUUGGAGCCCUCGCAAAACUGUGAAGAAGAGUGCAAAUGAAUUCCCCUGUCUUCCAAAGCAAGUGGCAUGGAUUCUGGCAACGAGAAAAGUCUUUAUGUACCCAGAGCUGUUACCAAUUUGCUCCCUGAAGGCCAAAGCCCCCCAGAACAAGAUUAUCUUCACAAAGGCAGAGGACAAUUUAUUAGCUUUGGGUCUGAAACACUUUGAAGGGACAGAGUUUCCUAAACCUUUGAUCAGCAAGUAUCUCCUGCCAGCAAAGACUGCACACCAGCUGACAGUGAGAAUCAAGAACCUCAAUAUGAACCGUGCCCCUGACAAUAUCAUCAGAUAUUAUAAAAGAACAAAGCAGUUGCCCAUUUUGUUCAAGUGUUGUGAGGAGAUCCAGCCUUCUGAGUGCAAACCCCCUGUGGAGAGGGAAGAGCAGCAUUUGCCAUUCUGGCUGAAGGCAAGUUUGUCCUCCAUUCAAAGGGAGCUGAAGCAAUUAGCAGAAGAUGCUGGGGAGGCAGCAGGUUCACCCAGUGCAGAAUCUGCUCUUUUGAGGGCAGAAAAAGAAACUUCGGAAUCACAAUGUGAUGAAAAAUACCCUCUGCUCAUGCCCAAGGGAAUAGUGCUGACACUGAAGCCUCUUGCCAACCGUUUCUCCAGGAGAGCUUGGAGGCGGCAAGGGUCUGCAGCCCUGAAGCCCCUACUCAUUCGACCAAGUCCUUGUCUGCAGCCGAGUGCCAACACUAUUAAUAUUCAGAAAGCUGCUGUAAAGUUACCCCAAUCAGAAGCUCCUCCUAGCAAAGUUGUGGUUCAAAUUCCCCGCUUAAUCCAGCCAGCUACAAUUAUGCAGACUAUGCCAGGAAUGCAGCAUUUGAACAUCCCUUCUGCAGUGGGAAGUGGCGAUUGCUUUGAAUUUCAAAGCGUGCUCUCCACUUUACAAUCUGAUUCCAGAACUUCUCUUCCAGCUGCUGUACCACCAGCACUAGUAUCCUCAACCCCUGUGACUUUUCAGACAAAAAUGAUGCCAGCAUUGACUGCCUCAAAAAUCCGCAAACCUUGUGUCCGCAGGGGAUACCAAAAGAAAAAGGGAACAAAAUCCACCCCUCUGAUAAAGGCUGCCCCUUUGAUCCAUCCAGCCCCUGUCAUCUUUACGGUACCUGCUGCUACAGUGAAAGUGGUUAGUAUUGGCAAUGGCUGCAAUAUGAUUCAGCCCAUAAACACAACAGUUGGCAGGGGCACUCAGGCUAUUCCAAUUACAACUUUGUUGGUAAAUCCCACCACCUUCCCAUGCCCAUUAAAUCAGCCUCUAGUGUCCUCUUCUAUUCCUCCCUUGAUAGCCUCUCCUAACUCUGUAGGUCUUCCUGCUUCAUCAACUGCUGAAGACAAAGAGCAGUUGAAUCCAGUCCCUUCCUGUCUUGCUGUAAAUGAUGAAAAUUCCUUCCCCAUAGCUGAGCCUAAAGUGGAACCCCAAGAGCUUUACUCUUCAUGUUCUGCCAUCUCCCCCAAGAAGGAACACAGCACAGGUCCUGCUACUCCAGACAAUGACAGCCAGGAGAAGGUUAAAGAGAGUGAGUGUUAUAGUUGGAUAGUUGUGGAGACAAUGGAGAAGAAGGCCUUGGAGCCAUUACCCAUGGACCUCUUACCUCAUUUGGAGGUUUUAGGAGAAACAGUGAAAACUGAACCUGAAGAUUCCAGUGAUGCCCUUGAAGAAAUAAACCCAACUCAGGAGAAGAAAAACUUGAACGCUGAAAUAAAGGAGGAGUUCAUACUGGAUCUAGGGCAAGAGCUGGACAUGGAGGUCACAUCUGAGCAUCUGAGUGAACAGAAGGCAAUUAAAAAAGAGUGCACGUCCCAUCAGGAGAAGGGACGAGAUGUGGAGGCACCCACCCAGGAUGAGCAGCAGUUGGAAGACAUUGAUACAGCUGGGGUGGAAAUGAGCAAUGAGUCUUCCAAGAAUGCCUCUCAUUCAACAGAUGUUGAUGCAGAGUUCAGUAGUCCAUUGGGGAAACCAGAGGACUCAUCCAGUGUGGAUGGUCAUUCUAUGGGGACACCAGCUGGCCCUGAAGCAGUGGGAGAGAAGGACGGACAAGAAGAGGAAGAGGAGGAGGAUUUUGAUGAUUUUACUCAAGAUGAGGAGGAUGAAGAAGAAAUGUCAUCAGCAUCAGAAGAGUCCGUGCUUUCUGUGCCAGAACUUCAGGAGACAAUGGAAAAACUGACUUGGCUUGCAACAGAGAGGCGUCUGAGCCAGGAGGGAGAUUCUGAGGAAGAGAAUUCCCAGGAAGAGAACUCAGAGCCGGAAGAGGAAGAGGAGGAGGAGGGAGAAGGGGAAGGAAUGGAAAGUUUGCAAAAAGAAGAUGAAAUGACAGAUGAGAUAGCUGAAGAUGCAGCAGAGGAACCCAAAUCUGCCUUCAUUUUUACAAAGGUUGCCCCAGAGGUGGAAACCAACAGAAUGCCACCAGAUGAGAAUGCCAAAGUGCCUGGGAAAAACAGGAACUCCCACAGAGCCAGGAAUAAGAGGGGACGGACUCGUGCCAGCAAAGACACCUCCAAGUUGCUGCUGCUGUAUGAUGAAGAGAUUCUGGAGAGAGAUCCUCUCAGGGAACAGAAGGAUUUGGCAUUUGCACAGGCCUAUCUGAACAGGGUGCGCGAAGCUUUGCGGAAUGUGCCUGGGAAGUAUGAAGACUUCCUUCGUGUUAUCUAUGAGUUUGAGACCAGCACCCACAAGCCAACUGCUGUGGAUCUGUAUUCCACUCUCCAGACCCUCCUGCAGGAGUGGCCACAGCUGCUCACAGACUUUGCUGCCUUUCUUUUGCCUGAGCAAGCUCUGGAGUGUGGAUUGUUUGAAGAGCAGCAAGCAUUUGACAAAAGCCGGAAGUUCCUCAGGCAGCUGGAAAUCUGCUUUGCUGAAAAUCCCACUCACCAUCAAAAGAUCAUCAAAGUGCUGCAAAGCUGUGCAGACUGCCUCCCCCAGGACAUUGCAGAGUUGAAGACCCAGAUGUGGCAGCUGCUGAAAGGACAUGACCACCUGCAGGAUGAAUUCUCCAUCUUCUUUGAUCAUUUACGUCCAUCAGCCAGCCGCAUAGGAGACUUUGAGGAGAUCAACUGGACAGAGGAGAAAGAGUAUGAGUUUGACGGGUUUGAAGAGGUGUCGUUACCAGAUGUAGAAGAGGAGGAGGAAACCCCCAAGAUGCACACAGCCUCGAAAAAUAAAAAGAGGAAAGAGAUUGGAGGCCAGAACAAUGACAAGGAGAUGGAGUGGGUGGAUGGGGUGAAGGAAUGUUCGUGCUCCUGCCAUGAAGGGAGCAGUGACCCCAAACUAAAGAAGAGCAAGAGGAGGACCUGCAGCCAUUCCAGCUGUAAGGUGUGUGAUAGCAAAUCCUAUAAAAAUAAAGAUUCUCAAGAGCUCACUAACAGCCUGACUCAACGAGAGUUGAGCCCUCAGCCUGAAGAGAAGGAGCCUGCAGAGGAGUCUCUGGAGUACAGGGAUGAAGUGGAGAAUGGCCAGAGCAGAACAAAAACCAUGUCUAGGAAAGCAGACUCCCUGUCUUCAGGAUCUCAACUAGAAGGACAGUUGAUCUGCUGCAGAGGCGUGUCUUCUGAAGGAGGAUUGCCGAAUAGCAGGGUCCUAGAACUGAGCUCUACAGGAAGCCCUCUGUGCUCUGCAAAAGCUGGGGUCACUGCUGUUGUGGACACUGCAAAAGAAAGUCAAACUGGAAUUACUGACUCUGGAUUUAAUAUAAAGCUGCCUCAACAGAACAAAAGCAACCCUUACGGUCUAGGAAGUGAUAGUGAGACAAGAUUAAACCAGAGACGUGGAGGGACUGGUGAGGGUUCCCUUGGCCUUGCCAAGCAUGUUUUAGGGUCUGAUUCAGCUACAAGGACAGGCUGCACGGGAGCUGAUCAUUUCCCUGGAAGGCGCUCGCAACAGAAUGUAGCCCUUCAGUUCAAGUCAUCAGUUAAACCUGGACACGCUCCUUCAAAAUCAGGAGGGAGAGAAAUGGAGAGAUUGUCCUUCCCCCUGAAAGGAAAACCUGAAGUGAGGAGGAAUUGGUUGGGAGCAGUUAGAAAACUCAGGCUGAAGAUACUGGAUAAGAGCUCCCACUUGCAGGUCCCCAGUGAUCGUGUACUAUCAGAAGCAGAUGGUACUGGCUGCACUGGAGUCUCUCCUUUUGACCAGGAAUCACAGAGCAGAUUAAAGUCAAAUAAAAGUAACUGCUGCUUCAAGGUGCAGCAACAGUCUGAAGAGCUGGAAUGUAGAGCAGUUCCUUCCGACAAGGGGGAAAGGGAAGAUGAGCAGCAGCAGAAAAUCAUGGAAGCCACCGUGUGUGCAAAGAAUAGCAAAGUCAGCUCUACUGGGGAGAAGGUUGUUCUCUGGACCAGGGAGGCCGACCGUGUCAUUCUUACCACCUGCCAGGAGCGAGGAGCCCACCUGGAAACCUUCAGUGCCAUCUCACAGGAACUAGGCAAUAAAACUGCUAGUGAGGUGUCCCACCGGUUCAGGGAAUUGAUGAGGCUCUUCCAUACCUCCUAUGAUGGAAGCUCUGAGGAUGAGGAAGAUGCAACAAGCACCAGCAAUACUGACCAGCUGUCAGAUAAGGAUCUACUCCUCUCUGAAGAAGAACAGGAUGACUAAACACAUUUGUGCUGGUGGACAAACUACACUUGUGACAUUGUCAUUAGGUACUAGCCAGUUUGCUGCUAGAGGGAUGCUCUGGUAGAGGCAGGAAUAUUUGCACAGGACUGUAACUUAAAAUGGCACCUUACUUUUUGGGAUAAUCUUGCUACAUAUAUAACCAAUUAAACUUCAUUUCUGCAGGAGCACAGGUCUAAUGUUUGACACAAAAUUAGUAGAAUAAUGUUACUCUGGCAGCUUUUCAUUCUGCAAAUGUGACCUGCAUGACUAAAAGGGGAGAGCUUAAAGACUCCAUUGGGGCUAGGCCCUGGCUCCCAAACCCCUGCCUCUGUGUAAUAAAGAUUUAAAUUGAACAUACUAGUGAGUUAUUGCAGAUACAGCAGUAAAAAACUUGUAAUUAUUGUAUCAUAAGAUGUGUCCUGUUUUCAGGUGAAGUAAAUGCUUUCCCACUCUCAAAUUUUGCAAAUUCCAUUACUGUCCUUUUUAUAUCUGGAAAGGCUAUAAGCUAAAAUGAUCCAUGGUUAUUGUUCAGUAUACAGCAUAAACCCCAUUCUGUUGUGAUAAAUGAUGGACACUGGU